Messenger RNA from Microstroma glucosiphilum, 567 nucleotides. RefSeq lists its product as hypothetical. The record is from RefSeq and is a predicted model, not a curated record. Bases 1 to 567 code for a protein of 188 amino acids. Lineage: Eukaryota; Fungi; Basidiomycota; Exobasidiomycetes; Microstromatales; Microstromataceae. The transcript has 3 exons.
AUGCCCUUCUACCCAGACCCGAUAGACUCCCUCCGCGAGCAAGGCCUCGUCUCAAAGACGUACCCCUACGCCGAGUCUAGCUCUCCACGAGAUCGACAAAGAUCAGCAGCAGCAGCAUCAGCGGAUAAUUCAAGCUCAUUGUCACAAGACAGUCCUUCUGGUUCCUCGGGUUCGGGUGGUGCUUCUUCGAAGAAUGACAAGUUGAGCGCAGCAGAGGUUGGACUUGUGAAUAAGCGGGCACAGAUGAAUGCUACGCUCACGGGGGUAUUGGGAGCUUUUGCCGUCGGCUUAGGAGCACGCAAGACGAUGCGUAUGACCCCAAACGCCUCCGUAGUGAUCGGCAUCGUCUCAGGCAGCUUCAUCGCCUACCUCGAAGCGCGCACGGAGCUCGCGCGAGGAAUGGCCGCUCUUGCCUAUUCUCACGAGAUGCGCACGGGAAAGAGACCCUUUGGCGUGAGUGCUCCUGAAGAUCCGGAGCUUUUGCGGGAUGCAAGUGGGAAUUUGGGGGAUUCGGAUGGGGAAGGGUUUGAGCAGGGGCAAGGAAAGGGGGAAUUCUCGAGACAUUAA